AUGUACAAAUUUCGAGAAUUACUUACACGACAGGCGGAACCUGAGCGAAGAGCGAUGGUGAAUGUGACAGCGUCUGAAAUAAAGUCAACAGAGGUGAUGAUCUGCCGCUUGGUUCAACAAGAUCAGUUUGCAGUUGAGUUAAAGGCGUUGCGUAAGGGUUUGCCUAUAAGUAAAUCCAGUCCACUUUUUAAAUUAACUCCUGUGCUCGACGACGAAGGGGUUAUAAGGCUGGGCGGACGUAUAGAUAACGCGACGUGUGUGCCUCUCUGCACAAGGAGGCCAGUAGUCCUCCCAAAGAAACAUGCUUUGUCAUCACUUAUAGCGCGGCAUUAUCAUGAAGUGUUCCGGCAUCAGAACGAAGAAACAAUCAUAAGUGCGAUUCGGUAUAAAUUUUGGAUACCGAGUUUGCGACGGCUUAUGCGAUCAACUAAGAAUGGGUGUCAGGUAUGCAAGAACUUAUCAGCCGCUCCCGAGACACCAUUAAUGGGGCAAAUACCGAAAGACAGACUUACUCCAUUUGUGCGCCCUUUCUCAUACACGGGUGUGGAUUAUUUUGGGCCUAUACAGAUAUCCAUAGGGCGUCGUCAUGAGAAACGAUGGGUGGCAAUAUUCACCUGCUUAACGGCACGGGCAGUGCAUCUGGAGUUGGCCAGAGACCUGUCAUCGGAUGCGACUAUAUUAUGUCUUCGGAACUUCGUGAAUCGCAGAGGAAUCCCUGUGCGAAUAAGAAGCGACCAGGGUACAAAUUUUGUCGGAGCCAGCAAGGUAGAAUGGCUACAGAGCCAACGUAACAUGGCAGAGGAGUGCACGCGGCGUGGCAUUGAGUGGAUUUUUAACACGCCUGCGAAUCCAUCGGCUGGAGGUAGUUGGGAACGCAUGGUUCAAGCAAUAAAACGCGUUUUGUCGUUUACGUUGAAAGAGCAAGCGCCGCAGAUUGAAACGCUUCAAAGUUUAUUGAUAGAGGCAGAGAACCUGGUUAACUCCAGACCACUUACACACUUGCCAGUGGAUUCCGAAGAUGCUGAACCAUUAACUCCAAAUCAUUUUUUGUUGGGCUGCCCGAAUUAUGUUCAAACGGCGACCGUACCGGAAAGGGUGUGUUUAAGGAAACAGUGGCACAUCCUGCAGCGUUUGAAACAAACAUUUUGGAAGAGGUGGGUGCUGGAGUAUUUGCCCAUGUUAACUCGGCGUUCCAAAUGGCACAAGCGUGUAACACCCAUACAAGUCGGGGACAUUGUAAUAGUGUGCGAUGAUAACGAGAGCAGGGGGAUGUGGAAACGAGGAAGGGUAAUCGAGGUUUGUGUGGCACCAGACGGUCAGGUGCGUUCAGCAACGGUAAAGACCAUUCAAGGAAAUCUGCGCAGACCGGCGUCAAAGCUAGCUGUACUGGAUGUAGGUGAUUCUAUGGCAUCCGCUUCGAAUCACGAGGGGUGGAAUGUUGCAGAUUAA
This is a messenger RNA of Rhagoletis pomonella (apple maggot), 1449 nucleotides long. RefSeq lists its product as uncharacterized. Bases 1 to 1449 code for a protein of 482 amino acids. Gene Ontology annotation, molecular function: nucleic acid binding. Lineage: Eukaryota; Metazoa; Arthropoda; Insecta; Diptera; Tephritidae. Gene Ontology annotation, biological process: DNA integration. The record is from RefSeq and is a predicted model, not a curated record. The transcript has a single exon.